Venturia canescens is the source of this 3912-nucleotide messenger RNA. Its product is annotated as ATP-binding cassette sub-family G member 4. Gene Ontology annotation, molecular function: ATP hydrolysis activity; ABC-type transporter activity; ATP binding. The transcript has 2 exons. Gene Ontology annotation, biological process: transmembrane transport. Lineage: Eukaryota; Metazoa; Arthropoda; Insecta; Hymenoptera; Ichneumonidae. Gene Ontology annotation, cellular component: membrane. The record is from RefSeq and is a predicted model, not a curated record. Bases 895 to 2724 code for a protein of 609 amino acids.
AACCGCUUCGAUCUUCGAAGCAGCGAAAAUCGCUGCAAAAACAAAUUUCGUCUCCCGCAUUUAUCGUUUCGAUUCGUCCCUCUUCCGCUUUACGAAUACGAGACUGGGAAUGAUCGACGGACAUAUUUUCCGCAUUCCAAAAUACCGUCCGAAGUAAUCCGAAAUAAACGAGACCUGCCGACAACUGAAACGACGAUCGGUGGCCCUGAGACACUGCUUCAAAAAUGCUGAUGCUCUACAAAAUGAAAUUUCAUACUCCCUCGCGCCCGUCUGACUUUCGUCAUCGGGUAUUUCGACUCCGAAUUAAAAUACCAUUCCGUACGCUGCUACGAUGGGUAUUGAACUGCGUGUCACUAUCGUUUUAACGCUUCCAAACUUCCGAUUGAUUAUAAAAUUCGACUUAUCUUACUCUAUUUCCCUCUGAAAGUGAACAAUAUCUUGGAUCCUCGACGCUGCCCACGGUACCGGUUUUAAACAACAAGUUGCAGAUCUCGUACCGGAAUAGUGCCGGAGCCCAGUGAACGGAAAAUCAGCAACUUGGAAAUAAUUGACCGAAGUAAAAAGGCUCUCGAUAGCGUCGAUCGUCCGUGGAGAAAGGAGUGCAAGAGAGAACAUCACCGAAGUUAUAAAACGUAACCGACCCCAAAUCGAAGGGAAACAUAAAAUGGAUCAGGUUUGACUGUCAUCGUUGGUGUUGCACGCGUACCGAGGGAUGACGAGCGAAGCCCGAACCGAUUAUUUUCGAAUGCAAUGCUCAUCUCCGGGUUCUUUGCUUCACUGAUAACGAUCGGGAUCGUCGGCUCGUCGCGGUAACCGCGAGUAAGAGGAAGGGAGUGAGAAAGACGAAAGAAAGCGUGAAAUUGGUGAUAAGGAAAAGCGCCGAAAGCGGUAACAAUGGCAGCGUUUCAGAGAGCGGUUGUGCUGAACCUGCCGAAGGCUCAAUCGAUCGACAUCGAGUUCUCGAAGGUCGUUUACGAUGUGACAGUCGGUUUUCGAGGUCCGACCAAGACAAUUCUCAAAGGUGUAAGCGGUUGUUUCAAAUCGGGCGAGCUUACAGCAAUAAUGGGACCAUCGGGAGCCGGAAAGUCGUCGCUGUUAAACAUCCUGACGGGUUUUCAAGAGAGCAAUAUAACGGGCAGCAUAAACUAUUUGGGAAGCGAGGGGAAGCAGGGUUGGCACGUGUACAGGAAGGAAUCGUGUUACAUCCAGCAGGACGAUCAGCUCCAUCCCUUGUUCACGGUGAUGGAAGUGAUGACAAUGGCGGCUGACCUGAAGCUCGGGAACAGCCUUAACCGCAAGGCCAAGGACAUGGUGAUAGCGGACGUUCUCGAGACGCUGGAUUUGACGAAGGCGAAAGACACUCGGUGCGACAGGUUGAGCGGCGGCCAGAAGAAGCGACUGAGCAUAGCCCUGGAGCUCGUGGACAAUCCGCCGGUGAUGUUCCUCGACGAGCCGACGACGGGGCUCGACUCGUCCUCCUCCCUCCAGUGCAUCGCGAUGCUCCAGGGUUUGGCCAGGGGCGGCCGAACGAUCGUUUGUACGAUUCACCAACCGAGCGCAGCGAUCUACGAAAUGUUCGAUCACGUCUACCUCCUCGCGGAAGGUCACUGCCUCUUUCAAGGAGCGGCCACGAGCACGGUCUCGUAUCUGAGCAGCGUCGGCCUCGUGUGCCCGCAGUACCACAACCCGGCCGACUACAUGAUCGAAGUCGUCAGCAAAGAAUACGGCAACUUCAACGAGCAGUUGGCUCUCGCGGCUGCUGACCCGCGCUCGUGGAGGUCAACGAGUCCCAUUAAAACUCAGAUGUACGCAGCGGUUAAUGGCGCUAAUCGAGGAGUCGAGAACUACGGGGGUCAAGGGAAAGCGACCGUUCUCAUAAACCCACCGUCCGAGUUCACCAGAUUUUGGGUGCUGCUCAACCGCUGCAUGGUACAAUUGUACCGGGACUGGACCAUCACUCAUCUCAAACUCAUUCUUCAUUUCCUCGUCGGCAUACUCCUGGGACUGCUCUUCGUCGACGCCGGCAACGAUGGCUCCAAAACUAUAAAUAACGUUGGCUUCCUUCUCGUCUCGGUCGUUUACCUCUGCUAUACGAGUAUGAUGCCCGCGGUGCUUCGAUUCCCCUCAGAAUUGCCGGUCAUAAAGAAGGAGAAGUUCAACAACUGGUACCAGCUGAGGACUUAUUACUUGGCUUUCCUCGUUGCCAAUUCUCCCGUCCAAAUGCUAUUCGCAGUCGUCUACAGCUCGGUGUCGUACUUCCUGAGCAGCCAGCCCCUCGAUUGGCACAGAUUUCUCAUGUUCCUCGCAAUGGCGGUACUCACGACCUUCAUCGCGGAAAGCGUCGGCCUCGUUAUCGGGACCAUCGUCAAUCCUGUAAACGGCACUUUCUUCGGGGCCAUCGCAACCGCCGGGAUGUUAGCUUUCGCCGGCUUUCUCGCGCUCUUCGAUCACAUGCCAGUUUUCAUGUACUACAUCAGCUACUUCAGCUACCUGCGGUACGCCCUCGACGGCCUCGUCCAGGCGAUCUACGGAUUCAACAGGGAGAAGCUUCCCUGCCCGAAGAGCGAGAUGUACUGCCACUACAGAACGCCGGAAACGCUCCUGACCGAGCUGGCAAUGACCGACGGCAAGUACUGGGUCGACGCACUCGUGCUACUCAUGAAUUUCCUCGUGCUCAGAGUCGUCGGGUACUGCACGCUCAAGAGAAAACUCGCGAGUACUUAAGCCGGCUACGAGCCGUGGUUAUUGCCCAGCAUUUUUUAUUAUUGCUUGAACAACGUAACUCGGAAAUUCCUUGACAGCCGGACUCAAUUUGUUAGCUGAAAUUGUGAUCGUGUGCUUUAAAAAAAUUGUGUGUGAAGGACAGGAACGCCCGGGCCGGUUGUGGCCACGGCCGUGACAUUUUGCAUGGCGAUUCGACGUCACCGUUCAAAAGACUGAAACUGUGGCGAAAAACCUGAAUAACGAAUCCCACGAGAUUUUUCGAUUUCGCGUCGGCCCGCAAACCUUGCUCACUCGGCGAGCCACCGGGAAGAGUCGGAAUCUCAAAUGAGCGCUGCAACGUUCCGCGAUAUUUGACCAGAGUGUCCGUCUCUUCUCAAUAUCCGUCGCGUCCCAAGUUUUUCUUCUCCGCUGCCCUUUUCCUCGCCAAUUAUGUAGAGAUAUCUGUAAAAUACACAAGUAUAUUGUAAGGGCGAGAUGCACGAUUUUUUACGUUUCAAACCUCGUGCCAAUGCUCGCGAUAACUUAUUCAUCAAUGCCAAUGCAAAAGAUUUUUACGAUACUUGUUUUUUUAACUGCGCAGUUAUUCGUCAGGCCCGAAACCGAGAGUUGCUGCUGAAUUUUUAAUCCGUUGACACGACACUCGCUUCGAGGUCACGCACUGACCACACUGGUGCAAAUUUAUACACUUGGACUUUUCAAAACCUUUUAUUUCAUGCACGAAUUUAUGGAAUCAAUCUUAGGAGACUUUUUAGGGGUAACGAUUCCUUAGUAAUCGAUUACGAUCAUUGAAAAAGUCAUUGAAAAAUCAAGUUUUGUUAUAGAAAAAUAAUAAAAUUGAAGAGAGGGGCUUUGAAAACCUAUUUUUUUCAAUUUCCGCGGGUGCAAAUUUGCACCAGUCUGGCGUCUGUUAAAACUGACCUCGUGUUGUUUCGUAACGACCAAUAAAUUUCGUCCUUUGCAAUGGAAUUGAGACGCGGAGGAAUGGAGCAGUCUCGUUUCUGCGCGCUGAACAAGCACUGGGAGAACUUUGUUUCUCGAUGCGUCGAUUCUUCGAUAGAUUCGUGGCUUGUAAAACUUGCGGGUACUCAUCACUUAGGAUAAACAUCGAAAGAUGCUAUGGUAUAACGAGAAUGUAGAUACAAUUUGUAGAAUAACUUUUCGAAAUAAAGGUGAUUUCUUCGUUCCUAA